AUCAGAAAGGUGAAGUGUCAGCUGUGUUUCAAAAUAAUAACAAUAAACUCUGGAAAUACAAAGAAAUACUGAUUUUUGUGACUAUAUUUUACAUUAGUGCUCUAUUAUAUACUCAAUAUUCUAUACUGUAGUUAUAUUAGAACUAUUGAGAAGUAUUUAAACAUUAUAAAGUUGAUUCAAGAUUAUCAUAAGUAGUGUUUAUUGCGUACAUUUUUGAAAAAUGGACGAACGAAUCAAGCAAAGGUCAACAAUCACGUAAACAGAAAAAAAAUAAAAAAAUCACGAAAUCGAUCUCUACAAAUUAUAAAUGAAUAAAUAAUAUAAACGUAUUUAAAUUGAAUUUAUUAAGUAAAUAAACAAUAUGCCGGCAAUAUUGACCAAAAUACGGGAGCAGGCGUUCAGAGUACAGCCCAGCAUCGCUGUAGGCGUGGGAGUGGGCGUGGCACUCGCUGCAUGUGCUGUCUACGCCAGGGAAAAGAAACAGCCCCCACCCUGUCAUAACAACAAUAAUUAUAAGGUGGCAAAGAAUGGCACACUUCACGCGGUACAGAACGGUGGCGCGGAGGGGCAGACGUGCGGGCGCUGCGGGGAGGAGCAGUGCGCCCUCUGCCGGGGAGACGCCGACACAGAUAAUAAACAAAAUAUUGCGGAGGCAGACGAAGCCCCGACACCUGAGGAGCACGUGCCGGGCCUGAACCUGGAGUUCCUGCGGCAGCUGCUCUCCCUGGUUAGAAUCAUGGUGCCAGGACUGCGCAGCCAGGAGGUCGCGCUUCUGGCAGCUCACACGCUCUGCCUCUUCUCCAGGACAUUCCUCUCGAUAUACGUUGCCUCGCUGGAAGGGUCUAUUGUAAAGCACAUAGUACAAAAAGACCUGCGUCACUUCACGUCCCUGCUGGUGCAGUGGUUCGGUAUCGCGGUGCCGGCCACAUUCGUCAAUUCAAUGAUCCGAUACUUGGAGGGUCGUCUCGCGCUCGCGUUCCGGACGCGUCUCGUCAACCACGCGUACGAGCUAUACUUCAAGAACCAGACUUACUACAGAGUUGCUAAUCUUGAUGCCAGGAUAGAGAACGCGGAUCAUAGGCUGACCGAGGACGUGUCAGUGUUCACGCAGUCAGUGGCACACUUGUACAGUUCUCUGACGAAGCCCUGCUUCGAUUUACUUCUCAUCGUGCUCACUCUAGCUACGUACUCCAACAAGAUGAAGGGCAACAUCUUCAUAGGUCCAGGCAUGGCGACAGUGGUGAUCUGCCUGACGGGGCAGCUGCUGCGGCUGCUGAGUCCCCGGUUCGGUGCGCUGGCUGGCGAGGAGGCGCGCAUGAGGGCCAACCUGCGCCACGCUCACAGCCGCCUUAUCACGCACGCUGAGGAGGUCGCCUUCUACGGCGGACACAAGGUGGAGCUGGGCCAGCUGCAGAGCGCGUACAAGCAGUUGGUGGUGCAGAUGACGACGGUGUUCAACAAGAAGCUGUGGUACGUGAUGCUGGAGCAGUUCUGCAUGAAGUACGUGUGGUCCGGCACCGGCAUGGUCAUGCUCGCGCUGCCCAUACUCACGGGCAGGCGGAGUGAUGAGAGCAACGACGAGGGCAUCAGCGCGCGCACAGAGUACAUGACCACGUCCCGCAACCUGCUCAACUCUGCAGCAGACGCCAUCGAGAGACUCAUGUCUAGUUACAAGGAGGUGGUGACGCUGGCGGGGUACGCGACGCGGGUGUCGGACAUGUUGGUGGUGUUCGGGGAGGUGGCGCGGGGCCGCUGUGUGCGCGCUGUGCACGCCACCCCCACACACCCCGGCUUCCAGGUCACCUUCCGCGAGCGACAGCCUGUGCCACUAGGUAAAAUAACAUAUACAAACGACCUGUCAAUCCGGCUGAACAAUGUGCCGAUAGUGACGCCGACAUGUGACGUGGUGGCGAGCGGUGUGACACUGCAGCUGGCGCCUGGCACACAUCUGCUCAUCGUUGGACCCAACGGCUGCGGAAAAUCCAGUCUGUUCCGCAUAAUAUCUGGUCUAUGGCCCGUGUUCGGAGGCGAGCUGGCGGUGCCGCGUCCCUGCGCGUGCGCACACUGCGCCGGCGAGCCCGCCGCGCCCCCGCACUGCGCAUCCAGACCUGUCAUGUUCUACAUACCGCAGAGGCCGUACAUGUCAGUGGGGUCGCUGCUGGACCAGGUGACGUAUCCGUCGCGCGCAGACGCAGCGGACACGGAGGCGGAGUCGCGCGCCGCACACAUACUGCGCGUCGUGCGACUGGACGCGUGCGCCGCGCGACUGGGCGGACUGCGCGCCACCGCCGACUGGCGCGCCACGCUCUCCGGCGGGGAGAAGCAGCGCCUCGCCAUGGCCAGGAUGUUCUACCACAGGCCGGUGUACGCGUUGCUGGAUGAGUGCACGAGCGCGGUGUCUCUGGAGACGGAGCUGGUGAUGUACGAGGAGGCGGUGCGCUGCGGCAUCACCCUGCUCUCCAUCACGCAUCGCCCUAGUGUCUGGAAAUACCACACCCACGUGUUGGAAUUUGACGGAGCUGGAAAUUGGUCCUUCAGAACUCUGGAUAAAGACGCCCCCAUACCUACCCCCGGACCCCCCUCCAUCUCCUCCGAACCUACCUCCAGCCCCCCUGACAGUGGGGGGGAGCAGUGACACUAGAAAAGGAUAAUUGCUAAUAUUGUUGUCACUCUACUGGCAAUACUAAAGAAAGGCAAGUAAUAAAAGUGUCAAAUGCAAAUCUGUAUAAUUUUGUAUGACAAAUAGGUUUUUUUUUUGUCUAAAUAUGUCUAAGACAGAGUCUAGGAAAUAUUAGUUAGGUAUUACUUUUAUAAAGUAAGAUUUUUUAAUAUUCUGAAUUUAAUUCAACUUUAGUUACCAAAUGGUAUACAAAACUUGACUAUGGCCUAAUCACCCUUAAGGUAGGCUCCGAGCCCCUCGGUGGGGACGUAAAGUGAGCUGAUGAUGAUGAUACAAAACAGUUUUUAUUUUAUCAUACUGUAAAUAUAGUUUGAAAUACAAUUUACCUAACAAUAAUUAAGAAUUUCCAAUUCCCUCUGUAAGUAAUAAGUUUUUUUUUUAAUUUGAAAUUGCUUUUUGAGUAUCUCUAUUGGACCACAGAUUAUGUAUUUUUUUAUCGUAAUAUUAACGGGUUUAAAAUUUAAUUGUGAUUUAAUUUUUUUUAAGUGUGAUUUCAACGUUAAUUAUAUAAGUUAGAUUUUUUUAAAUAUAAUUAUUGCCAGAUUAAGUUACAACUGUCAUUCAGAGGCUGUCAUUCCGUCGUGGAUGUCAUUUUGACACUUGGUUUAGGUUAUUUUUGACAGUUUUUUUUUAGUUAGUCGCAAGAAUGGCGGCAAUUUUUGAGAUUUGUAUUUCGUAUACCAGUUAUUUAGUUUUGUAAAAAUACAUUUCUUAUGUGAUAUUUUAUUGUAUUGUAUUGUGAAUGUUUGUUUUAUACUUUCUUUUAAUUUUAAGGCUAAGUGAUUAUAAAGGCGUCUAGUUACUACUGGGAAUCAUUUUGCAAUUGAUAUUUUUAUUUAUGUUUAGGUUUUGUCUAAAAAUCACGUAAUUAAAAAUAAUGAGGGCUUAAUAAACAUAAAGGUUUACAUUUUUUUACCUUUCGUAUUUUCUUUUUAAUAGAUUUUGAAAUAUUUGAGUGAUAAUUAGCAAUGUAAUUAUUACAAACCUUUGCUAUCACAAUCCACUAGGCGCCUGUUUUAGUUUAUCGUAUAUUUUUAAAGCUAGAUUUUGUGAUGAGAUUUCUAAUAUGGCUGUUGACUUUUUAUUAUUUUUUACAUAAUAAUUCCAUGUACGUUUAGAGUUGUCACAAAAUAACAGACACGAUUUAUUGCUAGUAUUGUUAAAAAUUAAAAAACAAUGACGUUUGACAUUUUUUAAUUUUGAAUUAUGAAUUUUUGAAUCAUGAUAGUUUUACAAAAGUUUUUAAUAUUUUUUCGUAUUACUUAGGUAAGAUAUCGAGGUUGUUAUAUUGCGACGAUUCUAGAAUGUGCAUAUAAUUUAUUUAUGAAAUCGCCUGAUAUUUUUGUUUGAGCAAAUAUGUACAGUGAUGUCUGCAGGCGGUAUCAAUAGGGAAUAAGAAUAAAUGGGGUUUUAUAAAAAUAAA
Papilio xuthus (Asian swallowtail) is the source of this 4103-nucleotide messenger RNA. RefSeq names its product ATP binding cassette subfamily D (gene ABCD). Lineage: Eukaryota; Metazoa; Arthropoda; Insecta; Lepidoptera; Papilionidae. Gene Ontology annotation, cellular component: peroxisomal membrane. Gene Ontology annotation, molecular function: ABC-type transporter activity; ATP hydrolysis activity; long-chain fatty acid transmembrane transporter activity. Bases 362 to 2635 code for a protein of 757 amino acids. The transcript is spliced from 15 exons. The record is from RefSeq and is a predicted model, not a curated record. Gene Ontology annotation, biological process: fatty acid beta-oxidation; very long-chain fatty acid catabolic process; peroxisome organization.